Dictyostelium purpureum is the source of this 1464-nucleotide messenger RNA. RefSeq lists its product as uncharacterized. Gene Ontology annotation, cellular component: myosin complex. The transcript is spliced from 3 exons. The record is from RefSeq and is a predicted model, not a curated record. Bases 1 to 1464 code for a protein of 487 amino acids. Gene Ontology annotation, molecular function: cytoskeletal motor activity. NCBI's taxonomy places the organism in Eukaryota, Evosea, Eumycetozoa, Dictyosteliales, Dictyosteliaceae.
AUGGGUAGUUCGCCCAAUAAUAAUAAUAAUGCCAUUUCUACCAAUAAUAUCAAUAAUAAUAAUAAUGUUGAUAACCAAUUAACAACAUCAAUAUCAUCAUUAUUAAUAUCACAAAAUAACAACACAAACAACAACAAUAAUUUAACGACACAAACAUAUAAUAUUUUUACAAAUAGCUUUACAAAUAAUAGUAAUAAUAAUAAUAAUGGAUCAUUAUCACCAUCAUCAUCCAUACACAAUUUUAGUUUAUUAAAUGACAUUUAUUUUCAAAAUACAAACAAUGUUAAUGAACUGGUUAAUAAAAGUUCACAUGGUGCAAGUAUAAGUGCAGGCAGCAUAGCAAAUAUAAAUAGUGGCACAUCUGGAUCAAUUCAUAACCAAUAUCGUAAUGGUAGUGGUAGUGGUAGCGGUAGUCAAAAUAGUAAUAACAACAUGUAUAUUGGUAACAAUGGAAAUAUAGUAAGUGAUGAAAUUGGUGCACCAACUUAUGGAGUGGAUUUAAUUGUUCAAACUACAAAGCAAGAGGACUCUAAAUUUAUGGGAAAGAAAAGAAGAAGGAAUAGUAGUGUUAGCAAAGUGUUUUUAGGUGACUUUUUACGUUUAUCAAACAAUGUAUCAAUUUUAAAAAUGAUUUCAAAAUUUGGUGAUAAUCAAAUACUUUUUUCUGAUGUUUUAAUAAAAGUUAAUAAAAGAAAUAAAAUGCAAGAAAGAAUCAUUAUCAUCACAGAUAAAUCAAUUUAUAAUGUAAAUCCAAAAGACUAUAAAUUAAAAAGAAGAAUCUCUUUAGAGAAUGUAACAUCGUUAUCAAUGAGUACUCAAGAAGACAAUUUUAUCAUUUUACAUGUAAACUCGGAAUAUGACUAUGUUUUGGUUGGCAGUAGAAAAAUUGAAAUUGCAACCGUUCUAGUAGAAUCCUAUCACAAUUUAACAUUUUAUCAAAUAACCCCUUAUAGUUUAAAUACCAAUAAUAAUAGUAAUAAUAAUAGUUUAACCUCACCAUCAUCACCAUCUCCAUUAGCAGCAUCAACAUCUUCAACAACAACAACAACAACAUCACCACUAACAAAUAACUCUACAACCAACAACAAUAAUAACAAUGUAAAUAAUAGUCAUCACUUAAAUAUAAAUAAUAGUAAUACAAAUACUCCAAACCAUAGUAAUAAUAAUAGUUUGAAUGGUAAUAAUGGUAAAAUUAAUGAAGAUUUAUCAAAAAACAAUAUAGGUAUUUUAACAUCAAACUCAAAUUCAUCAAAUGUUAGUAUAAUACAUAGAAUCACUGGAUUAGUAUUACCAAUUAACUUUAGUGAUAAAAUUGAAUAUAGAAUCGAAGGUGAUUCUAUGAGAGAAAUAGUAUUCACAAGGGUCAAAGGUUCAGUUAAUAUUUCAAUUCAAAAUGCUAAAUCAAAACCAUCAUUAAAAAAAGAAAACUCUAGAAUUUCCAAUACAACCCCCUCAACUAAAUAG